GGUCUUUGAGAAAACAGCACCACGGGAAGAUUUCAGCUGCAGGAGGCUUAGCUGAAGCCAUGGAUCCCCGCACACAUCAAAAGAAAAAGGCUUCAGCACCCAGAAAGAAGGUCAGGCACUUCACAGAUGUGCACGGCCUGCCUUGCAUUGAGAAGUUUGUGUGCUCCGUGGAGGACACCCCUGAGCCCAUCGGCACCAGCAUCACUGGCACGAUCCCAGAAUGGAUCAACGGGAACCUCCUGAGAAACGGGCCGGGGAAGUUCGAGAUCGGAAACCAGAAGUUCAACCACUGGUUUGACGGUAUGGCUCUCCUGCACCAGUUCAAAAUAUCCAAUGGGCAAGUGACCUACAAAAGCCGCUUCCUGUCCAGUGAAAGCUACCAAUCCAACAAGGAGUACAACCGCAUUACCAUGUCUGAGUUUGGGACUGUCACCGUGCCAGACCCCUGUAAAAACUUCUUCCAGCGCUUUCUGUCGAGAUUCGAAUUACCAAAGGGCACCGACAAUGCCAAUGUGAGUUUUGUGACCUACAAAGGUGAUUAUUACGUCAGCACGGAAACAAAUUGUAUGCACAAGGUGGACCCUGAGACCCUGGAGUCGAUCAAAAAGGUGGACUGGAGCCAAUUCAUUGCUGUGAAUGGAGCGACUGCUCACCCUCACACUGAUCCUGAUGGAACAACCUACAACAUGGGGAAUUCCUACACCCCUAAAGGAGCAUUCUACAACAUCAUCCGAGUGCCCGCGACCAAGAAAACAGAAGAAGAGACCUUGGAGGGAGCCACGGUGCUGUGCUCGAUCCCCUCAGUGGACAAAGCCAAGCCCUCUUACUACCACAGCUUUGCCAUGUCUGAGAACUACGUGGUGUUCAUUGAACAGCCCAUCAAGAUGAACCUGCUGAAGAUUGUGACAGGCAAGCUGACAAGAAAAAGCAUCAGGGACAGCUUUUUCUGGGACCCCAGCCUCAACACUGUCUUCCACCUGAUUGACAAACAAACUGGGAAGGUAAGUGCCAUCAGGUAUCUUGCCAAGCCACUGACGACCUUCCACCAGAUUAACGCGUAUGAGGAGGACGGCUUCUUGAUCUUAGAUAUUUGUGCCUCGGAUGAUGGCCACUUAAUUGAGGCCUAUGACAUCCAGAAUCUGCACAAGUCUGGAGAAGCUCUUGAUGAGGUGUAUAACACUUUGAGUCGAGUCUUCCCUCGCCGUUUCGUGCUGCCUCUCACCGUGGACAAGGACACGCCCUAUGACCAGAACUUAAACCGCCGGCCCAACAGCACAGCCACGUCUGUAAGAAUUGGCAACAGCAAGGUGUUCUGCACUCAUGAAGACCUCCACAGGGAAGAUCUCCAUCAAUACGGAGGUCUGGAGUUCCCUCAGAUCAACUAUGGCAGGUACAACACCCACCCCUACCGCUACUUCUACGGCUGUGGCUUCAGACAUCUUGUCGGGGACACCCUGAUCAAGAUGGACCUCCAUGGGAAACACAUGAAGGUGUGGGACCAUCCUGGACUGUAUCCCUCUGAACCAGUCUUCAUUCCCUCCCCUAAUGCUACAGAGGAGGACGACGGAGUUGUCUUGUCUGUGGUCAUCACUCCAUACAAGGACAAGAGUACGUUCCUGCUGGUUUUAGAUGCCAAGACGUUCGAGGAGCUGGGCAGGGCUGAGGUACCCGUCAACAUCCCCUACGGUUUCCACGGGACGUUCAAUUCUGCAGCAUAGACGUGUGAGGAGGCAAAGAACGACCCGAGAUAAUGAGACCUACACUACGUAAACAUCGCUUGUGACCUUCACUUUGUCUCAUCCUACAUGCUGAUUUAGAGAAUAAUAUGUUGUACCGUUAGAGACACUGCAAACUUGUUAGAAAGAGGUAGAUUUUUUCCGUACUCAAUACUUUUAUUUCAGAACAUUCAAAUGGUAUGACGAGGGCUUUGGGUGGCUGAAGAAGGGGGUGUUUGGGGCAAAAUGAAAGAAAUGUGUCUUUAUUGUAUCUGCUGUUCUAUUUGUGGCUGUAAUAAACGUUCUUACACAGAAGAAACUGUUCUGCUUCAGUGCAAGUUCAGCAUAGACUGUCUUUAUGGCAUCACAGAGUCUGAGACUGAUAAGUAACCGCAUGCUUUGGCACUUUUGUUGGAGAAAGCUACAUUCAUUUAACCAAUGAUUUCAUGAAUAACCACUGUGUGACUUAAAUGCACAUUUCUGAAUACAUGCAUGAAAUACUGUGAACAAUCUGCAAAUAAAAUACUUUUUUUUAAACAAAAUGCUGGAAUUACA
Messenger RNA from Stegastes partitus (bicolor damselfish), 2270 nucleotides. It is a transcript of the gene bco2b, whose product is annotated as beta-carotene oxygenase 2b. The transcript is spliced from 12 exons. The record is from RefSeq and is a predicted model, not a curated record. The coding region runs from base 60 to 1718 and encodes 552 amino acids. NCBI's taxonomy places the organism in Eukaryota, Metazoa, Chordata, Actinopteri, Pomacentridae. Gene Ontology annotation, biological process: carotene catabolic process; retinal metabolic process. Gene Ontology annotation, molecular function: carotenoid dioxygenase activity; beta-carotene 15,15'-dioxygenase activity. Gene Ontology annotation, cellular component: mitochondrion.